CCUUGGCCCCGCGGGACUCACGGAAGCUUUGUCUCGUUCCUGGCUUUCCAGGCUUCUCUGCUUAUCCGCGGCCAGCCUCGGCCUCGGGGCCCUGACGAUCUAAGCGCCUCGGACCGCCACUAGGUGGCGUCGAAGCUCGAUGGCCGCGCCCGGGUCUGCUUUUGGCCUCGUCGGGCCACCGUCGCUUCGCCUCCGUGCUCGGCCACCCGUCCCGCCGCUUCGGGGCCUCCCGGCUGCUCCUUCGCAGCGUAGUCCGCCUGUUCCCCGAGCCUCAGACUCCCUGCCCGAGGUGGCAAUGUGCCGCUGAGCCGGGCCAGGAGAAGGACCACAAUGAGUGACAUUCGCCAUUCCUUGAUCCGCCGAGAUGCAUUAAGUGCUGCUAAGGAAGUAUUAUAUCAUUUGGACAUUUAUUUUAGCAGUCAACUCCAAAAUGCACCACUUCCUAUUGUGGACAAAGGUCCUAUUGAACUUUUGGAAGAAUUCAUAUUUCAGGUUCCCAAGGAGCGCAAUUCCCAACCUAAGAGGCUGAAUUCACUUCAGGAGCUUCAACUUCUUGAAAUCAUGUGCAAUUAUUUCCAGGAGCAAGCCAAGGAUUCUGUGCGUCAGAUUAUUUUUUCAUCCCUUUUCAGUCCUCAAGGGAACAAAGCAGAUGAUAGCCGCAUGGUCUUACUAGGAAAGUUGGUCUCAAUGGCAGUGGCUGUGUGUCGGAUUCCUGUGUUAGAAUGUGCUGCAUCUUGGCUACAGCGCACACCUGCGGGCUACUGUGUGAGGUUAGCAAAGGCCUUAGUUGAUGACUACUGUAGUUUGGUGCCAGGAUCCAUUCAGACAUUGAAACAGAUAUUCAGUGCCAGCCCUCGCUUCUGCUGCCAGUUUAUUACAGCUGUUACUGCAUUCUAUGACCUUUCCUCAGAUGAACUAAUUCCACCUUUGGACUUGCUUGAGAUAAUCGUCAACUGGAUCUUUGAGGAUCCCCGUUUGAUUCUCAUUACCUUUUUAAACACCCCAAUUGCAGCCAAUCUCCCGAUUGGAUUUUUAGAGCUCACCCCACUCACUGGACUGAUUCACUGGUGUGUGAAGGCACCUCUCGCUUACAAGAGAAGAAAGAAGACCACGCUACCAAAUGGCCACAUGAACAAUAAAAUCGCCAAGGAGUCUGUAGCAGGAGUCGACAGAGACUUUCACCUUUUGUACUCAAAACUGCAUCUAAGUGUUCUGCAGGUUCUGAUGAUGCUUCAGGUGCAUUUGACAGAGAAGAAUUUAUAUGGACGGCUGGGGCUGGUCCUGUUUGACCACAUGGUUCCUCUGGUUGAAGAGAUUAACAGAUUGUCUGAUGAACUAAAUCCACUCAAUGCCUCCAAAGAAAUCGAGCUGUCUCUCGAUCGCCUGGCACAGGCUCUGCAGGUGUCCAUGGCAUCCGGAGCCCUGCUGUGCACCAGAGAUGACUUGAGAACUUUGUGUUCCAGGCUGCCACAUAACAAUCUGCUUCAGCUCGUGAUCUCGGGUCCAGUGCAACAAUCAACCCAUACUGCACUGCCACCAGGAUUUUAUCCUCACAUUCAUACUCCUCCACUGGGUUAUCCUGCACAUGCUGCACACCCUGCAAUCCCUGCACACCCAGCUCAUCCUGCACUCCCAGCCCAUCCUGUACAGACGUUUAUACCAGGCAUGACUUUUCCAUACAGGCCUAUCCGUUAACUGACCCAUAACUUCCGAAGAAUCACAAAUCCAUUUUCCUUUACCUGGUGGAUUUGAGAUGAAAGCCUUACAGAGAAGAGGAUUACUGCUUCAGUCUAUUUUAAAAACAAGAUCUUUUUUUAAAAAAAAAAUUCUCUUCAUCUCCAACAGAACUAUACAGAUCUAUAAGAUUUGGUAUUCUUCCAAGAUAGCAGUAGAAUGGGCACUAGGAAGAAACAGAUGGUUCACCAUAUUAGCCCUAAACUUGGACACAUUCUUUAAAAUCUAAACUGAAUGGAUGAAGGAAAAAAUUACGGCCCCUCUGCAAAGUGAUUUUUCAGUUUUUGUUUCUUUUCUUUUUAGUUUACAAGUCCUGUGAGCCUGUUGUUAAUGAACAGCACCAUUGUAUUCAGUUGUCAGUGUGUAAUUUCAACGACACACAGCUGUCUGAGUCUAUAAUGAAAAGUGAUUGGUUUUUUCCUUUACUGAGCCUUCUCAGAAAUGAGAAGCCCAGAAAAGAAAUCUAGUCUAAGAUGCAGGAUUUGAAAAUUCAUUUCUCCAGCUGCUCUCCUUUCCUUGUAAAUGUUUGUAAUGAGGCCCUGGAAGAUACAGUGUCUAUUUUUGCAACUAUAUAGAAUCCAGAGAUUGAUGUGUUGUGAUUGCAAGGCACACAUGGCACUUUCCACUGUUAAAGGAAACCUGUAAAGAUAAAGAUUGCCCCUACAGUCUAGGAAAGGCACAUCCUUUUGUUUUCUCUAGGUCUCUGAAAUUUCCUUUUAUCUGUUCAAAUAAAUUUUUUAAAAAAAAGAAAUCUUGUAGACUUUAUGUUAGUAUACUAUAAAAAGCCAAUUUAAUUUGGUCUCAAAUUAGAUUUCUGCUUCCAUGAUUGAUCAUCAUAACAAGGAAACUAAAUAAAUACGACUUUUAAUUGAUCACUGACAACACACUAAUAUCUUGCUUGUCAGUGAAAGUAAUGAUUUUCUGCUUUGGGUUUGCUAGUAAGGUGCAAUAUUUACAACAUAACCCUUCAUUAACAAAAAUGGCCCAUUGAAUUAUGGAGUUUUUCCUAGUACAUUAGUAGAAGUUCUGUAGUGCUAGUUUUAGAAGGAGUAAGAAAAUAUUGAUAAAAAUCAGUUAACAUGUUAUCAUUGCAUAAGUAAACAAAAUUCGAGGAAAUGAGAGGGCAGCAAUGAAUGGCUGCAAUUUCAUCCUAUGAAAAUUAUGGGACAGAUUGCUGAACUUUAAUUCUAUGACUUAGCUACUCAUGGCUUCCUAGUCGAAGAUUACUUAAUUUCUAGAGGACCAUACCAGACUACUUAUGCAUUCCUGUGUAUUUUUUAUUCUAAAGACCAAAAUUUCAAACAUCCUACAAAAGUACAAUAUACAACAUCCAAAGUGCAAUGAAAGUGCCGUAUUUCAUUUAUUGACUAACAAACCUUCUUUUAAAUGUUUCCUUAAACUUGGAAAGAAGUGGUGCUAACCUUGCUAUGUAACUUUUCUUAUAGCAGUUCAGCUUUGAAUCAUCUCUGGAACCUAUUUUUCCAAUAUUGUUCAGUGACUUUAAAAAUGUUUGCAGAACAACAAAACCAAGAUUUUUCUAUUUUUUCAGUAGUUUUUAAAAACUGUUUAUUGUGUGGGAAAUCUGUUUCUCCCAAUUUCCCAUUUUAAUACCUGAAGAAAAUAACCAUUCCUUUAAAUUUGAUUUCAUUAUGAUUAUUGAUUGAAUCUGAUUCCCUUUUAAAUCAGAGUCAUAAAUUGUUUAUUAUUUAUAUAAGGUACUGUUUUUUCAGGGUUUGGAGAGGUGUGCAUGCCUCCAUCUCUUGCUGAAUGAGCUUCAAAAUGUAUGUAGAAUUGAACAAGAUCAGAAUGAUGUUUUUUCCAUGAAAUGGAAGAAUGGUGCCAGCUGCUUGUGAAAAGCACCAAGAGACAUCUAAAUUACACUACUUUUGCUUAGAAGGAAUUGUUCCUGAGUAAAAUAUGACACUUCCCUGGCCACUCACAGUACUGUUGAAAAACUACCAAGUGCUUCUCUAACUCGUCUUUCCUGGCUCCAGAAUCCAAUAUGAAUGACCAUAUUACUUGGUACUUUGCAAGAGCCAGGGGAAAAAUUUGUCUGGAAUGAAUGGAAAAUGAUGUUUCAUUUUGGCAGUCAAAUGCAGGCAAAAUGUAGGAAGAAUGAAGCAGAUCCUUUGUAUGCUGCCUUUGUGGUGAUGAAUUGCUUAAUACUUUAAUAAUGUAGUAAUUUGUCAGUCCAAAGGUGUGAUUGGGGCCAUUACUGAAUCUAUAAUAGUUACUCAGAAGCUCAUUUAACUUGAGGAACCUACAUUUGUUAACAUUCUUUAAAGUAAGUAGCUUUAAGAAUCAUCACAAUUUUCUGAGUGGUAUUAGGUUAAGACUUAGUGAAAAAAGUCAUUAUAUCCUUUAUCUAAGAAUACUAAAUUGGAUAGCCAGGAUGGAUUAGCUAGGUCCAGGAUAGCACCUCUUAAAACAUGGAUUCACAGAAUGUUAAGCCAAAAAUUGGAAGAGACAUUAGAAAUCAUAAUAUAGUACAACCUCCAGCAUCUGGAGAAAUCCCUUUUAUAAUCCCUCUGUCAGUCGUUCAACCUUCUAAUACUAAUAGUGAUUAAGAGCUUGCUCUCAUAAGCCAGCCUUCCAUUUUUAAAAGAACUAUAAUUAUUAGAAAGUUCUUAUUUUAAAUCAGAAGUUGCCUUUUUUUUUUUUUAAACGUUCUCCUUUUGGUCCUCCUUCUGUUUGCCAGAGCUAUACAGAACCAAUUUAGUCCUUGUAUGUGAUAGCCCUUGUAAUAUUUGAAGACCACUAACCUUUUUUCCUCUAGUUCUCUUUUCCUCGUUACUAAGAGCCUUAAAAGUAAUUUGUUUUUAUUGUAUAGGGGUCUUAAAAAACAUCCCUUGUUUCCACUAAAUUAGGUUUGUAUCAUGGCUAGCACCCAUACCAUUAAUAGCAAGGAGCUCAACUUCCAAUUAUACUGGAGCAUGAUGGGAUUUAUGGGACUAAACUAAAAUCAAGUGUUGUGAAUAAUUAAGAGUGAUAAAAUGCUGAGAGUUUGUCUUGAGUUACAUAUUUUAACUCCUCUGUUGAAACAUGUUAUACCAUCACUCACUUAGUUUGAUGACUGUCAUACACUAUUCCAAAGUCAUUGACCUUUCUAUAUUAAACUCAGGGCUGUUAUGUUUUAUGCGGGGAAUAUCGAGUAAGGAAUUGUUGAGUGUGAAUAUUAAGGGAAAAUAAUAUUCCUUUAUGCAAGAAUUUGCACUUUUGACUUUGAGAAGUUUCUAAAUCAUGCAAGUGCUAAUCCAAAGUUAUUUAGAUUGGUUGGCAACAAUAGAUGGUUAUUUGAAGAAUUUCCAAUCAGAGGGUAGAACUAUUGGCAAUAGUCUGGUAUUUUGGAUGUUAAGUGCAAACAUUGACUACUGAUUGCAUUAAAGUUUCUGCCUUUAUAAACAUCUAUGUAAAAAACAA
This is a messenger RNA of Antechinus flavipes (yellow-footed antechinus), 5154 nucleotides long. RefSeq names its product integrator complex subunit 15 (gene INTS15). The coding region runs from base 331 to 1695 and encodes 454 amino acids. NCBI's taxonomy places the organism in Eukaryota, Metazoa, Chordata, Mammalia, Dasyuromorphia, Dasyuridae. The transcript has 7 exons. The record is from RefSeq and is a predicted model, not a curated record.